Molecule: messenger RNA, 666 nt
Organism: Lentinula edodes (shiitake mushroom)
Lineage: Eukaryota; Fungi; Basidiomycota; Agaricomycetes; Agaricales; Omphalotaceae
Exons: 3
Coding region: 1-666 (221 amino acids)
Source: RefSeq, a predicted model, not a curated record
AUGGGCGGACGGUAUGUUUUGUUAUCACAGAACAUCGUCCAUAACCAAGCAAACGCGUCAGCACUCAACCGACUUACUUCUUCCAAACCGUUUCAACGCCUUUCGGGUUUUGCUACUGGCGUUUUCAAGACAUGGGCGCCCCGUUUAUACAGAUAUUGUGAAGACCACUUCAACGACUUGCUCUCAAGCGACCACUCCCUAGUGCGUAUAUUCCACAACAGCGUCCUUCCUGCCGCAGCUUUCAACUUUGGACCUCGGACUAUCUGCCUCCCUCACAUUGAUUUCGGGAAUCUACCUUUUAACCUCUGCUGGAUAUGGGCUCUAGGUUGGUACAACUGGAAGAAAGGGGGCCAUAUAAUUCUAUGGGAUCUCAAACUUGUUGUUGAAUUCCCCCCUGGAUCCCUCGUCGCUAUUCCAUCUGGUGUCUGCCGCCACUCAAACACAUGCAUUGGUAAAAAGGAAGUUCAUUAUUCAUUUACCCAGUAUGCACCUGGUGGUAAUUUUCGUUGGGUUAACCGUGGAUUCCAGUCCGAAGAAAAUUAUCAUGCAGGGCUCACAGCAGCAGAAGCGAGGGAGGAGAAGCUGCGAAAGAAGGCUCGAUGGAAGAUGGGUCUUGAACUCUUUUCUACACUAGCUGAACUCGGAUUCGAGAAUGAGCCAUUGUAA